AUGGUUCCGGCUCCGAUGAGUACGAGUCCAAAAUUUCUGUUUGUUGGCGUCGUCAACACCAUUCGGUCUCCCCAAAAGUCAACCUCAGCAGCUCAUGAUCCUAAUCGCCCUGAUCCAGAAACUUCUAACCAAACUGAACAAGCAAACACCUUUGCUCUGCCCUCAUUGUCCCCUGGGCCUCCCAUUGUUUACGACCCUUCCGGACCAGAUGGCAUCGACGGGUUCCUAGACUACUGUUCCUUGCCUCCCGACUUACAUACUUCUACCAGGCAGCUUUUGAGAGACGCGGGAGUGAGCGAUUUCAGACACAUCAACAACGAUGACCUGCCUGCUGAAGACCUCGCUGCGAAAGGGCUUAACAAGAUUGCCAUCAAUACCCUCUACAGCAACGCUCAAAAAUACAAAAAGUGUUGCAUCCAAGAUAGAAAAGCAAAUCAAUCAGGCAGAUGA
Melampsora larici-populina 98AG31 is the source of this 450-nucleotide messenger RNA. RefSeq lists its product as uncharacterized. The transcript has 2 exons. The record is from RefSeq and is a predicted model, not a curated record. NCBI's taxonomy places the organism in Eukaryota, Fungi, Basidiomycota, Pucciniomycetes, Pucciniales, Melampsoraceae. Bases 1 to 450 code for a protein of 149 amino acids.